AUGGCGGCGCAGCGUGGUGCAAGCCGGGCCCCGAUGCUGCAAGAGGUUUCGGAAGCGCCCGCGGCACCGCGUUGCAAAUCCCAGGCGCCCACGGCAACUCCCCGGAGGUUUUUGCGCGAGCGUGUCGUCCAGCGCGCCCUCGCCCCUAGCCACCGACUGGCGGCCGGCGCUAUCGAAUGCAAACGGGUACACGAGGCCAGCUGCGUAGAUGAACGCGCGCUCUGGCAGUGUGGUGGCUGGUGCGGGCCGGGGUUGGCGUUAGAGAACCCCGCCACCGCGGGCCAGCCCAGUGUUGAGGGAAGGCGAAGCGGGCAUUUGCGGCGGUCGAAGUGGCACUGCGAAGCCCAUCCCGACCGCGCCAAAACCGAGAGGGAUUCUCACUUUCCUCGUCGCCGCCGACCCAGGGCGCCCCACAAAAGGCCUAGCUGCGCGCGAAUGCUGCAAGCACUACUGGAGAGACCCGCCGACCCCCCAGAGCAUGUAGGCAACGUUUGGCGUUUCAGAUGGCCGAUCCAAAAACCAGCACAGAGCUCCCCCACCGCGGUGGGGCCCGAUGGAGGGGGGCGGCUUGCCCAGGGUGCCGAAGGCAGAGCGCGCCGCAGUGGCUCCCGCGGAGGCCAUAGGGCACAAACCCAGCUAAAACCGCAGCGCCGCAGGAAGAUCAACAUUUCCCUCGCCGACGCUGAAAAGCAGAAAACAUGA
Molecule: messenger RNA, 702 nt
Organism: Trypanosoma rangeli
Lineage: Eukaryota; Euglenozoa; Kinetoplastea; Trypanosomatida; Trypanosomatidae
Exons: 1
Coding region: 1-702 (233 amino acids)
Source: RefSeq, a predicted model, not a curated record